Molecule: messenger RNA, 2143 nt
Organism: Rosa rugosa (rugosa rose)
Lineage: Eukaryota; Viridiplantae; Streptophyta; Magnoliopsida; Rosales; Rosaceae
Exons: 2
Coding region: 401-1288 (295 amino acids)
Cellular component (GO): membrane
Source: RefSeq, a predicted model, not a curated record
CUCUAUGGUCCAAGAUUUCUUGUUUUUCACCACAAAAUCUACCAUCAUUAAAAUGAUUAAUGGGAUUGGAUGCUCUAAGGUAAAAGCUGAUCUCCUUCCAAAUCCCGACUAGAUUUCACACCUAUUUAAAGUCCAACGUCUAUGAGUGUAGAUCUCUCAUCCUUUUUGGCUUUAAGGAAAGUCAAGAGCAGACCAAACACUUGAUGAAAGGUACUCUAAAAGUCCUUUUCUCCAGGGACCACUAGGCAUGCUGACCAUCUUUGCCAGAACAUAUCAUUAUAGAGAACCCCUUUAAUCCUAAACCUUCAAGUAGAGUACUCAUAGAAAUCCAUGUUCAUCUGCAUUGUUUGGGAAACUGAAGUCUGGGUUAGUCGUGUUAGGUUUGUUAAGAAUUCACAAUAUGAGCUGGUUUUUCAUCUCGAUUUUCUCUGUCUUUCUUUUCUGCUCAUGUAGCAACUCUAGCACUACUGACCCUUUAGAUGUGUUUGCUAGAGAUGUGGCCCUGAAAACUCUUGCGCAGCACCGGCCUCACACGGGUGCUGUAUACAAGGUUCUCCUCCCGGCUAACCUAUCCGGCAUGGAAGUGUUCGUUGAAGGGAUUCGAAGCAGGAGGCUGUGGAACAGAGGUGCUGAAAAGCUCGGCUGUUUUCAUAUCCCAUCAAGAACCAAGCCAAUGCCUCAUGUGAAGAGACUGGCUUUGGUGUAUCAAGACUUGGGGAAUCUGUCAUCUCAGUUCUACCGUCUUCCAGGUUACUCAUUUCUCACCUCUGUUGUUGGUUUUCUCGUUUAUGAUGCAACACAUACAAGUUUGAAAAGUGCCAAAAUGGUUGGUCUAAACACAAUGGGGAAGUCGAUAUUGAUUCAGUUCCCAAAUCUGACAUCGGAAGAACGGUUGAACUCCAAUGCAAAAUGCGCGUCAUUUGCUGCCAGUGGGACGGUUUACCUCAGUGACAUGAUAUAUCCUGGUAUAUGUAACACCACGGGUCAUGGUCAUUUUUCAAUUGUUGUUCCAGUGAAGAAAAAACCACUGAUCCUGCGGUAUUCAUGGGUAGUUGCGAUUGUCCUUGGAGUUCUUGCAGCUAUUUUGGGGUGUUAUCUUGGGAUGGUGUGUAUGAGACAUCGGAAGAGGAAGAAGUUUCAAGAUAUGGAAGAACAGGCUGACGACGAUUCAGUUCUUGAAAAUAGGUGGGUUCGUGGUAGCAAAAUGCCUUCUGGUGGAGUUACAAGAACUCAGCCAGUUUCUGAGAAUGGUUUCCAACACCUAGCUUCACCUGAUCACUUCAUCUGAAGAUAGAAUUAAAGCCAAUUCCGAGGUAGAUGGCAUGUAACCAGAGGUGUACUAAAUAAAAAAGUGUGUUUUUGGUGGUUUGCAUUAGACCAAAACCAGAAAAAUAAUUUUGUAAAACUAACAGAAUGCGAUGUAUUAAACUCUUCAUAAGAGAUCAUAACCAGCGUCAGUUUGAGAAUCAAGGAUAAACUGUUCAAUUAACUUUCGAUAUUAACAAAAGUAAUAGUUCUUAAUCAAAUUACAGCGUUUUAUAAACUUUAUUAACUUCAGCAUUGUGUAUGUAGAAUAAACUUUCAAAAUCUCUAAAGCUGGCAGCAGACUGAAAGCUCAGAUUACUCUUGAACCAAGCACUUAAUUCUGAAUUCAUAGAUGACGUUCAGAUUGAAUGUUCAAAUGAAAAUGAAAAUCCGAAACAAGGCUCCUCAGAGUCUAGCACAUGCUAGUCUACAGUAUAACAUAACAUCAACAGAGUUAUCAAACAAGCAUUGACAGAGCAAUUAUUUCCGGAUUCUAAUUUCUAAACACAACUCAUAACAUAACGAAAAAGUAAACGGGAAAGAGUUAAUCAGAUGACAUGGAGAAAGAGCCUAAUCUCUUACCUACAGCAAUGGCAAACUCAAGUAUCUACCAGUCAAUCAGUCAUGAGUUCAAGCAGCAUAAUCUGACAUGUGUAAGAAAGAGAAGCAAGUUUUAUUUAGCUGCCCUCUCAUUGUAGAGUAUCCAUUUUCAUUUUCAAAUAGGAAGUGAGAUGGGAACCACUCUGCCAAAAACGACUACUUAACAUAGCUAUAUCUGCCAUUUACCAAUAGGCCUGUUAAUCCAAUCUAAAUUUGUUUUGAGUGAAAAUACAUGUAU